AUGGGUUCUUUCGGAGGUGAUAGUCUCACACAGAACCUCAACACUAACUUCCAGGAAGGUGAUAUGGUCUGGGUGGGCGCUGCUUCAGCGCUUGUCUGGAUCAUGAUUCCUGGCAUUGGCUUUUUCUAUGCUGGUUUGUCGCGUAAGAAGCAUGCAAUUUCGCUCAUUUUCUCGUCCCUGGCUGUCUGUGGUGUUGGUUUCUUUCAAUGGUUCUUCUGGGGCUAUUCCUUGGUCUUCAGUCAUGAGGCUGGCCGCUUUUUGGGUAAACUCGAUAAUUUUUCUAUGAUGAAGGUACUGGCUGCUCCGAGUUCGGCCGCUCCUGCUGUUCCUGACGUUCUGUUUAUGCUAUUCCAAGGCAUGUUUGCCUGUACCACUGCCGCGCUCGUGGUCGGUGGUGCACAUGAACGAGCUCGCCUGGGCCCAAUGAUGGUUUUCAUUUUUAUUUGGAUGACUAUCGUAUAUUGUCCUAUUGCCGAGUGGACUUGGAACCCCGAAGGCUGGCUCGCCUGGUUAGGUGCUCUUGACUUUGCCGGUGGUGGCCCUGUCCAUAUGUCUUCAGGUGCUGGCGCCUUGGCAUAUGCCCUUGUUUGCGGUAAACGCAAGGACCCGGCUGCUAAAAUUAUUCCCGUGUACAAGCCCGGUAGUGUGCUGUUGUGUGUACUUGGUACUUGCUUCCUUUGGUUUGGCUGGUUCGGUUUCAACGGUGGCUCUACUGGUAACGCGUCUAUCCGCUCUUGGUAUGCCUUUUCUAACACCAACAUUGCUGCUUCUGUUGGUGCCAUGACCUGGUUGUUUGUUGAUUACAUCCGCAAGCGCAAGUGGUCCACCAUCGCUCUCUGCUCUGGUGCGGUUGCCGGCUUGGUCGGUAUCACUCCUUGCGCCGGUAUGGUUCCUCUAUACUGUGCUGUCGCCGUAGGCGCUAUCACUGCCGUUGCUUGUAACUUUGCUAUUGGCUUAAAGUUCCUGCUUCGUAUCGAUGAUGGCCUUGAUGUCUUUGCCCUUCACGGCGUUGGUGGUGCUACGGGGUCUAUUUGCACUGCGUUGUUCACCGCCGACUACAUCACUCAUCUGGAUGGUUCCACCAUCGCCCAGGGUUGGAUGAACCAUCACUAUGUUCAGCUUGCGUACCAACUGGCUGCAAUUGGCGCCACUAUUGGCUGGUCAUUCGUCGUUACUUUCUUGAUCCUCCUGAUCAUGAAGUACACCCCCUACAUGAGCCUGCGUACAACCCACGAAGAGGAGAUGAUGGGUGACCAAGCUCAGCUUGCUGAAUACGAGAUGUUUGCCGAGGAGGAUCUUCUCCAAGCUAUUGGUACUUACAACGGCGAGGAUCCUUAUCCUGAUGCCUAUGUUCACCAAAAGAAAGAAGCAGAGGAGGAGGACAGCACAAGGAUGGAAAACGACAUGCACGGCAUGCAAGAAACACCGUCGCCGGUUUAA
Messenger RNA from Wickerhamiella sorbophila, 1440 nucleotides. Its product is annotated as Ammonium transporter MEP2. Gene Ontology annotation, biological process: ammonium transmembrane transport. Lineage: Eukaryota; Fungi; Ascomycota; Dipodascomycetes; Dipodascales; Trichomonascaceae. Bases 1 to 1440 code for a protein of 479 amino acids. Gene Ontology annotation, molecular function: ammonium channel activity. Gene Ontology annotation, cellular component: plasma membrane. The transcript has a single exon. The record is from RefSeq and is a predicted model, not a curated record.